This is a messenger RNA of Haliotis rufescens (red abalone), 4784 nucleotides long. RefSeq names its product receptor-type tyrosine-protein phosphatase N2-like. The transcript has 23 exons. Bases 135 to 3098 code for a protein of 987 amino acids. The record is from RefSeq and is a predicted model, not a curated record. Gene Ontology annotation, molecular function: protein tyrosine phosphatase activity. Gene Ontology annotation, cellular component: secretory granule. Lineage: Eukaryota; Metazoa; Mollusca; Gastropoda; Lepetellida; Haliotidae. Gene Ontology annotation, biological process: protein dephosphorylation.
CAUGAAUAAUAAACAGGCACCUGCCAUAUUGGUCUUGGAGUCGUGUGCCAUAUUUCUCGUUCAAAACAUGCCUGUUUCAAACUGAAUAGGAUCUUACGUUUACCCUUUUCUUUUAAGAAUGUGGAACUGAAGCUAUGAAAGAAGUCAGCCGUGUGUUGUUCCUGGCGGCUUUGGCCGUUUUGGGGCAGAAAACCAGCUUUGGGUUGGGUGCUCAGAUACAAAGCCCGUUUCCUUUAGGCACCAUCGGCUGCCUGCUGAGUGAUGUAUGUGCCCCAGGCCAGCAGUGUAAAGAUGAUCAGCUUUUUGGCAGCUGUGAGUCUCUACAAUACCGUGAGAUCUCCGAGGGAGAGUUUGAGUUCCGUCUGACAACACAUCAGCUAGAGCAGUUAGAAGAUCAAAUAUGGCUUCUCAUAAGGAAAGGGUUUACCUGGAAAGAUGCUUAUACACAGUGUUCUUUACAAAAUCUACUGCUAGCUUUUGCCCAGGGUGAAACAUUUGAUAGUCUUUGGUGCGAAGAAGCUUUAUCGCAACCUAACUCAUACUCUGAAAAUGUUAAAGAAGAAAUUGCAACAGUAUUACAAAAACUUAUGGACUUUCAAGAUGGCCACCGUCUCCAAGCAUCUGCUGAGGGACUAAGUCAGGCAGAUAUGGAUUCUCUCAUUCCAAGUUCUGAUAAGAGGGAUGAGUUUGUUAACAUUCACAAGUAUUUCGACGCUUCCAAAGGGCAGUAUAAACGUGACCCGUACAUGGAAGAAGAAACCAAUCCUCGAAACUACCUCACCCCUCUUGGGAUGUCUGAUACUUCAGGAGGUGAAAUGGCUUACCUUCAGGAUGUUCCUCAGCAGGAAUCACAGUCAGAAGAGGAUUCUUACAAAAUGGCUCAGUAUCUGUUGGCUCUGGAACGUAUGGCAGGAACCGGACAGGAGAAGGAACUGUCGGAGCAGGAUCUUGGACUUGGGGAUUACGGAACUCCUGACUACAUUGAGGAAACUGCCAGUCCAGAAACUAUCAUCAGUGAUGCCCCUGAUGUCUUGGGAACAGAACAAAUGAGUUAUCCCCCCAUGGAACCAGAAUCCCUAGGACCUCAGAUGGAUGCUGAAGGCAUGGACAAUAAUGCUCCUGCUAACGAAGCUACCAAGCUCCUUGAAAAUUCUGAUUCAGGAAAAGACGACAGCCUAGGGCUUGACUCCAGUGCAGAUGCUCCAGCUGAACCUGUCAGGGAAGAUUCGGAAAGUGUUCAGGGUGCAGAUAUCCUUUCAAUUUCACCACCGGAUGAGAAGACGCUGGAAGGUCUGCUUGAAGGGAACUUGAAGGCUAAGAACCUGGAGGAUCCCCAGCUACAGAGGCUCACCAAGUAUGUGGAGGCUAUGGUGGACACCCUCGACACAGAUCCGACAGACACAGAAGUUCUUGAGAAGGGAGGCGACUCUGAUGUCAUGAGCUCUCCUGUUCAGGAGGUUCCAGAAGUACCUAUCAGCCAAUCACAAGCCAUGAUAGCUCCACCAAUGGAAGAGUUCCCUGUUAAUAAGAAAGCAAUUGACCAAUCAGAAGUAGAAGAAACAGAAACUGAUGAAGAUGCAGAUCUCAAGAGAUCCAAUGUGGUGAAAACCCGCUAUGCUUAUGUGGAAGUGUCACAGCCGAUUACUCCGGCCCAAGCGACAGCAUUUGUGAUGAACCUGACCAAAGUCAUCGGUCUCAAUACAACCUUUGUUGAUGACAUACAAGUUGAAGAUGGUAAAGUGGUGUUCAAGGUGAAGGCCAACCCCUACAUGAAUGCAUCUGAUGUUGCCGAUAAAGCCAACAGCGAUGAGGUGAGAACGCAGCUGACCAAGCUGACUGGCUUUGAUUUGAAGAAUGCAGGGAUCGGAAAGGAGAACCAGGUGGCGCUGAAGAAAGACAACAAGUAUGUUGUUCUGACGUUCAUCCUGGUAGGAUCCAUUGCUGGCAUCCUCCUCGCUGUUGUCGUCAUCUACAUCAUCAAGCGCCACACCCGAUCCAAGGAAAAACUGGCUCAGCUAUCAACAACAGGCGAAGGGAACGAGGCAUCAAAGGACUACCAGGACUUAUGUCGUCAGCGUAUGCAGAGCAAGUCUUCCGAGAAGCCAGAGCCACUCCAUGCUGCCUCCCGGAUAGGCAGUGUGUCCGAGUCCCAGGUCCGUAGUCCUUCCAGUAGGAGCAGCACGUCCUCCUGGAGCGAGGAGCCAGUGGCAUCCAACAUGGACAUAUCGACAGGGCACAUCGUUCUGUCUUACAUGGAGGACCAUCUGAAGAACCAGGACCGCCUUGACCAGGAGUGGGAGGCACUGUGUGCGUAUGAGGCUGACCCCUGCGCCACUGCUGUCGCUGCCGACCCUUCCAACACUCGCAAGAACAGAUAUGGGGACAUCCUACCCUAUGACCACUCUCGUGUUGUCAUUUCGACUGCUGCAAAUGUCUCUGGAUCUGACUACAUCAAUGCAAACUUCAUCACUGACCAUGAUCCCCGCAACCCUGCAUUCAUCGCUACCCAGGGGCCCCUCCCGCACACCGUAGCCGACUUCUGGCAGAUGGUCUGGGAACAGGGCAGUGUGGUCAUCGUGAUGCUGUCCAAACUGACGGAGACCGGAACAGCCAUGUGUCAUCGCUAUUGGCCCGAGGAAGGAAGCGAUCUCUACCACAUCUAUGAGGUACACCUUGUGUCGGAGCACAUCUGGUGUGAUGACUACCUGGUUAGGAGCUUCUACCUGAAGAACCUGCAGACAAACGAGACUCGCACUGUCACCCAGUUCCACUUCCUCACCUGGCCCAACCUCUGCGUACCUGGAUCAAUCAAAGCCCUCCUGGACUUCCGCAGGAAGGUGAACAAGUCUUAUAGAGGUCGCUCCUGCCCCAUUGUGGUUCACUGCAGUGAUGGAUGUGGACGGACUGGAACCUAUUGCCUCAUCGACAUGGUCUUGAACAGAAUGGCUAAAGGUGCAAAGGAGAUAGACAUGGCUGCCACCCUUGAACACAUCCGUGACCAGAGGAUGGGUAUGGUGAAAACUAAGGAGCAGUUCCAAUUUUCCCUGGCAGCUGUCGCAGAAGAGGUGCAUGCAAUUCUGAAAGCCCUACCACAAUGAGUACUGAACACGUUACACGCAAAACUAAACUACCGACUCACAGACCAAGAUACAUAACUAUACCCACCAUGGUUUGUCAACAGAAUAGGUGCUGUUGUCCUAGUACCUGACACACUGAAAAAUGUCUUCAGUUAAAUCUCACCAGCAGGGUCGAGAACUGUGGUCAACACAAGAUGGGUGAGCUCCAUCAUCAAUGGGUAGACUGUAUUGAACAACGGGGUGCUGAACAGCCUGUUGUUUUUAUGACAAUUACGAGAAUUCUUGAAAUAUUCUCACCAAGUACUUAAGUGUUUUACAAGGUAGCACUCUUAUCUACUUAAAGCAGGUGAUCAUGUUAUUUUGAAAUCGACUGGUACUUUAGAUUCUCUAUAGAAAUUAUUUCCGUUUUUGAUGUCAAGAAAUAACUGAUUUAAUGUAAUAUUUCUUUCAACACUGAUCAAGGAGUUGGAGAUGAAAAAUAUCAACUAGAUGUAUCCUUAAUUUGUAGCCACCCCAUGCUUGAUGUUAUUGUUUUAAUAUUGUUAUCUAUUUUGGAUGUGUUGAACAACCCUGUAGGCAUCCCCCCAUGUCAUCAGCGGUCUAUACUAUUCAAGGUAUGUCAUGUCAAUCAGUGUCCGAUUGCAACAUCUCUCAUGUGGACUGUGUCAUGGUAAUCAGUAUCAUGUUAGUAUCAUCAUUCAAGUAUAUUAUUUAUUUUUGAAAUUUUAUUUUUAUUUAAAGUAUUUUAAGAUAAUUUACGAACAUUGGAAAAUUACCAAAUACAAAUGCAAGUGCAAUAUCUUUUGUUCAUGUACCAUUGUUUAUUAUUUUCAUUCCUCAGUAGUUUUUAGGAGUUUUCGAUUUUCUUUUUAGAGAUAUUCAACAUAUUGAGUAUCAAAAGUCUUGCACUCAAACAAUCAUUAAAUUUGAUAACGUGUUUUUGACAACUUUCAAGAUUCUGUGAAAAUAUAUUUUCCAUAAUGAUCUGAACUUUUCUUAUUUUUCUGAAAAUAGAGCAUUAUUUACUGUUGUUUCUCUGGUCGUUGAUGCAUUAUGAAAGUGAUAUCAAAUACAAGGAUAAGCAGAUUAACACUGCAAAGACAAAUCUGCAUAUACAUGAAAUUGAAACAUUUGGGUUUAUUCACAAAGACAAGAAAAAAUGUCAAAAUAUAUCAAAACAUAUGUGGAAGAUGAAACAACUCCUCAGUCAACUUUCCCACAACAAUGUCACCUGUUUCCCUUGCAAAUGGUUAUAAAGUAAUUAUUCUGUUGAUCCUCUUCAAGUAACGUAUGUUGUUCUGUUACGUUUUGUUACUCUAUGAAAUAAAUUUUGUGAUAAAAGGGAGACAACCCUUGUUUGACUAAUGAUGUAAAGGACUGUGACCUCUUUUCCACGCUGCUGUGAUCAUGUUGAAUUUCAAUAUAAUUUGACUUGGAUAUCUACUUUGAAAGGCUCUUCUCAAUGGAAAUACACAAUAUCCAUGAUAAUUAUAUUUUUGAAUUGUGAUAUAUACAUAUUAUAUAUAUAUUUAUUCUCAGAGUGUCUGAGCCUGUUGAUUUGAAGAAGUCUAUGUGUCUAUAACUCUAAUAUCUUUCACUAACUUUGAGCCCCUAAUUGUCAAACUGUUGUAGUCAUUGUCAUCUAGUGGGAUUGUUUUUGUGUAGACUUUUGUUGUCAAUAAAUGCUCACAAGCUGCAAAACUUGAA